Molecule: messenger RNA, 981 nt
Organism: Mastomys coucha (southern multimammate mouse)
Lineage: Eukaryota; Metazoa; Chordata; Mammalia; Rodentia; Muridae
Gene: Birc5
Product: baculoviral IAP repeat containing 5
Exons: 4
Coding region: 121-549 (142 amino acids)
Source: RefSeq, a predicted model, not a curated record
UGCGGGCGAGAGCGUGGGCGUGGGGGCGGGACGCUCCCGGCCUGCUCUGCGGCGCGCCUCCGCCCGCGGCUUUUGAAUCGUGCUCCGGGGUCGUCUUGGCGGAGUGGUGGCGACGCUAUCAUGGGGGCUCCGGGGCUGCCCCCGACCUGGCAGCUGUACCUCAAGGACCACCGCAUGUCCACCUUCAAGAACUGGCCCUUCCUGGAGGACUGCUCCUGCACCCCAGAGCGGAUGGCGGAGGCUGGCUUCAUCCACUGCCCUACCGAGAAUGAGCCUGACUUGGCCCAGUGUUUUUUCUGCUUUAAGGAAUUGGAAGGCUGGGAACCCGAUGACAACCCUAUAGAGGAGCAUAGAAAGCACUCGCCUGCCUGUGCCUUCCUUACUGUCAAGAAGCAGAUGGAAGAACUAACCGUCAGUGAUUUUUUGAAACUGGACAAACAGAGAGCCAAGAACAAAAUUGCAAAGGAGACCAACAACAAGCAAAAAGAAUUUGAAGAGACUUCGAAGACUGUCCGUCAGUCAAUUGAGCAGCUGGCUGCCUUGUGCUGAGCCCUUGCUGGGACAACCUGGACCUGAGUGACGGCCACAUCUAAGCCAUGCGCACCAGCUUUCCCAGCCCGGCCUCCUAGCAGGAUCUUAGAGAAGGGUACAGUGGUAUUUUGAAACUGGGUAUCAAGUAUUUUUGGUUUUGCUUUAAAGUGGCUCAGCCUGUGUGGCUACCUCUCUUUGGUUCUAUGGCUUUGCUCUAUUGUGAUGUGGACUUAAGCAAUGGGGAAGUGAUGAGGGGACAGUGUUCUCUGACAGGACCUAUGGGGGUCAGGGGUGCCUGUGCAAGGCCUUUAUGGUUUUGAUGUAUCUGUACAUGGCCGCUGACGCAUCCCAUGCAUAGGUGUGGUUAUAUGUGUUUGUGCUGAUAAUUCUGUCCUUCUGAUGAGUCUUCCUACCAUGGGGUAAUGGAAUAAAAUCACUUGAAAAAGUGGA